This is a messenger RNA of Micropterus salmoides (largemouth bass), 1421 nucleotides long. RefSeq names its product ras-related protein Rab-5A. Gene Ontology annotation, molecular function: GTPase activity; GTP binding. NCBI's taxonomy places the organism in Eukaryota, Metazoa, Chordata, Actinopteri, Centrarchiformes, Centrarchidae. The transcript is spliced from 6 exons. The record is from RefSeq and is a predicted model, not a curated record. Bases 557 to 1207 code for a protein of 216 amino acids.
GCACAUCCCAUGCCAGUUUGUGAUGUUUUCAGUCAGGAUGCUUUCUAUUGCUCCCGAUUGCUCCUCUGUAAAGGGGAAUUUAGCCUUCUUAAACUUCCUUAAGAAAUACGGUCGUUUUUGAGCUUUCUUCACUAGCUUGUAAAGUUCCUAGGGUAUAAAUAUGUGUGACUAUUGCCAAUAUAUUGACAAUGCAAUAUUUUCAUAUUCGUUGUGUUAUAUAAAUAUAAAGUAAUGAGUAAUUAUUAUGAUUAUUAAAAUAUAUUUAUUUGGCGUUAUUGGUAGCGGAGGGCAGACGCGCUGUGUGACGUGGCACGUGGGGCGGAAGAGGUUGUUUGUGUUUUGGUUCUAAGGGGAAGUUGCGAGAAGAAAGAAAGGAGGAGACGUGACGGGAUUGUUGAAUUUAUUUUCUUGGUUCCCCAACAUCACCUCACCACAGUGUCCCGGGUUCCGUGUGUAAAUACUACAGCGGUGGUAUUUAAAGUUCAAAACAUCGUCUGGCUCUCAGCAGAAGUGCUGAUAGUGAGGCACACAGGACACCGGGGGAUCUGACUAGGUCAUGGCCAAUCGGGGAGGAGCUACGAGACCCAAUGGACCCAAUGCAGGGAACAAGAUCUGUCAGUUUAAGCUGGUGCUGUUGGGGGAGUCAGCAGUUGGCAAGUCCAGCUUAGUUCUCCGCUUCGUCAAGGGUCAGUUCCAUGAAUUCCAGGAGAGCACAAUAGGAGCGGCCUUUCUCACCCAGACAGUGUGCCUAGAUGACACAACGGUGAAGUUUGAAAUCUGGGACACUGCAGGCCAGGAGCGUUACCACAGUUUGGCACCCAUGUAUUACAGAGGAGCACAGGCCGCCAUCGUGGUCUACGACAUCACAAAUGAGGAGUCCUUUGCACGAGCAAAGAACUGGGUGAAAGAGCUGCAAAGACAAGCUAGCCCGAAUAUAGUCAUCGCACUGUCAGGCAACAAGGCUGACCUAGCCAACAAGAGAGCUGUCGACUUCCAGGACGCCCAGUCCUACGCAGAUGACAACAGCUUACUUUUCAUGGAGACGUCAGCCAAGACAUCUAUGAAUGUGAAUGAGAUAUUUAUGGCUAUUGCAAAGAGAUUGCCGAAGAGUGAGCCUCAAGCUGCAGGAGCCAGUAGCGGGCGGAACCGGGGAGUGGACCUGACAGAAGCUGCCCAGCCAGCCAAGGCUCCAUGCUGCAGUAACUAACGUCAAGAACCCCCCCCCCCCCCCCCGACCAAUCAACCUGUAUAGCAGUAACUAAUGUGGCCGAUGCCCCGAAUGCCACUACAGUUACUAAUGCGAUGUAUUGUACUCUUAUCUCCAAAUCCCUCAUUUGCAAAACAACAAAUAUACCCUGUGCCCCCCCCCCUUUCUUUUUGCAGUAACGAAGUCAAUGCCAUUACACUGAUCUCUCCAAAUG